GGACUCGGGAGCGGAAGAGAGUGCAUGGUUGCGAAACAGCAGGUAAAUAUGCGAGGAACCACGUUGUUUUGCGUGCGGUGCGGCGAGAGCGGAUGCGAAGCUGAGAGAAAGAGCGUGCCGGUGAGCGUGAGAGUUAUAUACUUUUGCUCGGUUUGGAAUCGGAGAGAGUUGAACCGAGGGGCUCACAACUUUUUUUGCGGCUAGGCGCGCGUUCCGUGCCGUCCGUUGUGAGCUGAUUGAAGCGCACCGUGUGGUUUGGCCCGUUGUGCGACUGGAACGUGUGCGGUCGCCGUCAGUGCGAUUUCAAAUGUCGUUGCGUCGGGUGGUUGUUAGAAGAAGCACAGCGAAGAAGCGCAUUCAGUGACAGUGUGUAGGAGUGUAGGCACCCGCGGACUCAAUAGGGAAAUCAACACAAAACAUCAACACAGUGCAGCAACAACGCUGAACCGAGUGGGUCGUUGUAAAUUGGCCGUUGUGUCUGUGUGUCAGCUAUAAAUGAUUAUUAUAAAUAAUUACAAGUUUUGCGAGUCGGAAAAAAGCUAAAGCCGGGGUUUCAUGUCGAGAAAUAGAACCCGCGAAGGUUUAGUGGAAAUAAUACGUGUGCAGUGAACGAGAAGAACCACGCAACAGAGGAGAGCUGUCGGGGGAAAAACAUCAAGCAAUAAAAAUUACUAUUGUUUGGAUGGAUUUAUAAUUUUUAUUGUUUGCGUAAUAAAAGUAAAUACAUCGAGUGUCGAAGGGACGCGAAGUGCGCGCGGGUAUGCUCCCAGCAAGAAACGUAUUUGAGAGCGCUUAGCCCGAAUCGAGGGAAGAACUUCAAGGCGAAGUAUAAAUAUUUUCACGAUUUUUUUUUUCGAGGGAACCCUGAGAAGAGCCCACGGAAGAUUAAGCAGCACUAGAGAAACAAGAAGAAACGUAACGCUGAAACCUUUUAGUGGAAGUAAUGAAAAUUUUGGUAAUUAUAAUUACCAAAAAUGAGAAAGAGCAAUUAAACUGUGUUAGGAAAUAUGAAAAUAAAAUGUGAGUGAGUGAGCUGUGUACCUCAGAAGAAACACACCGUGAGCUUGGGCGGAGAAACAGAGAUCGCGAGGAGGCGCAAACAGAAGGAAAGAAUCAUUAAAAUACGAUUAAGUGACCAAAAAACUUGGGAAGUGCGCACUUUUGGCGUUUUCGAAUAAAAGAAACAAACAUGAGGCUAUACCUUGCUAGGCAUUACCAUUCGGUUGAGUGUAGGUAAAUAGCACCGCACCGGAAGGUCGUCGCGGGAGAGACCGAAUCAAAGUGACUAGACACGUAGUCACGUAUAAGACGGAAUCCUCUGUGUGUGACAAACUGUGUUUCUUCAUUUAAGUAUUUAGGCAAAAAAAAGUUUCUUUAAGAAGUCACAUGGUGCGAGAAAAACCAUAAAUCGUGAAUCGGCGAGUUUAGGAGGUGUGCUAAGGCCGGCAAAGAGCAACGUGCGAACCACCUGAUAAAACCCGAGUGAACGCUACAUAGGAAGCAGGAAAUAGGCAGCAUACGGGAGCAUGUGUUAGUGUGAUCCUGGUUCUUGUUUUGAUUAGCGAGCGACAAAGUGUGUGAUAUCAGCGGUUAGAGAGUGCAACAGCGGCGAGAUGAACCUGUUUGAAAAUUUGUGAAGAUAGUUCGCGACCAAAUCGACACCGCAGUAAAAACUUUUCAACUAGACUAACAGUGCAGUGUGAGUCAUGCCAUCGGACACCCCACCUCCGAUGCAUUCAUCCCCCAUCAUGGACCAUUCCGAUCGUCGUCCGGCAUCGGUGCCGUCCAGCAGUACCACCGCCCUAUCCGCAGCCUCAGGCUUUAAGCGGGAAAAGUUUGAACCUACCCUCAAACCCACAAUGACUCCAAAUCAGCAGUUUUGUCUACGCUGGAACAAUUACCAAACCAACUUGACCAGCGUGUUCGAUCAGCUGCUUCAAAACGAAUCCUUUGUAGACGUUACGCUGGCCUGCGAUGGUCAGUCAAUCAAAGCGCACAAAAUGGUCCUGUCCGCGUGCAGCCCCUACUUCCAGACUUUGUUCUUUGAGAACCCUUGUCAACACCCGAUCAUCAUCAUGCGGGACGUUAAGUGGCCUGAGCUCAAAGCCAUUGUCGACUUCAUGUACAAGGGAGAGAUCAACGUCAGCCAAGACCAGAUAGGCCCUCUACUUAAAAUCGCAGAAAUGCUCAAAAUUCGCGGUCUCGCAGACGUAAACGGCGACCAGGAGCUGAACCAAGUUGAGCACGCAGAGCCGUCGGUAAACAUUGCCGACGAAACUGGCUCCAACAAUGACAGCAACAACAGCAGCACCAGUAGUCUACUCCAAAGAGGAAUCAUCAAAAACGAAGGGCGGCUCAUCUCGAUGGACCCCACUCACAAUAACAACAAUAACCCUCCCGCCCACAUGCAGUCCAAAAAGCCGCGAACCUCUCGGGAGCGUGAAUCUUCGCAAAUCUCCAUCCGUGACUUCCCUCGGGAUCUUUCGCGGGACAUGUCCCGAGAGCUGAACGCUGCCGCUGCAGCGGCCGCCGCCGCCGCUGCUGGCGAGUGGCCCCUCAGCGCAGCGCUAGAUACCGUUCAGGCUUCCACCCCGAAGAACAAUCGCAAGCGGCGGUGGCCCUCGGGUGAACGCAGCAGCGUGGGCAGCCCCGCCGAUAGUACACCCGAUCAGCUGGAGGUCCCAUCGCCGAUUCCACCGACUCCGUCCUCGAUAGUGCAGCCGGCUUCGACGCCGACACCGCAGCUGCCGCAGUUCCCGAUUCCAACGGCCCUGAGCGAUCAGAUGGCCGGCCUGUCGUCGCUGUCCGGGCUGACCGGAGCCGGGAGCAGUGCCGGAGGGAGCCAGCAUCCGGACGAUAUGGAGAUCAAGCCGGGCAUCGCCGAGAUGAUCCGCGAGGAAGAAAGGGCGAAAAUGCUGGAGAACUCACAGGCAUGGCUAGGUGCGUCCACUUCAUCGAUAGCUGGCACGACACUAUUGAAGGAAGCUGCCUGUACGCCACCCACCACCUACGCGAACCGAUUUACCGACGAUGGAAGUGCUUUUGCUGCCAAACAAGCCGAAAGUUACCAAUACCAGCUGCAGUCCAUGUGGCAGAAAUGCUGGAACAGCCAAAACCUAAUCCACCAUCUGCGCUUCCGGGAACGUGGUCCGCUGAAAUCCUGGCGCCCGGAAACCAUGGCCGAAGCCAUCUUCAGCGUCCUGAAAGAGGGUCUUUCGUUGUCCCAAGCAGCUCGCAAGUACGACAUUCCCUAUCCGACGUUCGUCCUGUACGCGAACCGUGUCCACAACAUGCUCGGGCCGUCCAUCGACGGUGGCACCGAUCUGCGGCCCAAGGGACGUGGCCGACCGCAGCGAAUCCUGCUCGGCAUCUGGCCGGACGAACACAUCAAGGGCGUGAUCAAGAGCGUGGUCUUUCGCGAUGCCAAAGAUAUGAAGGAAGAGCAGAUCCUGUACGGCAGACAUUCGCCAUUUACGUUCCAAGCCGACAAUCCUUUAAACUACGCACCCAAUGCCAACGGUCAACUGCCAACCGCUGGCGCUGAAGGAAUGACACCCGAUGCUCUGACGGCCGCAACGGUGGCCGCCGUCCGACAGCAGAUGUGCAACAUGGUAGCAGCCGCCCAGCACCACCCGGAAGCGGCGGCCAAUCUGGUGGGGUUCAACCAGCCCCAGCAUCACGCUAAUCUCAGUGUCCACCCGUCGGGAAACGCCGGCGGAUCUAGCGGUGGUAUUCCCGUCCCCAAGGUUGGCUCUCCAGCCGUCACCCACCAAACACACAGUAACAACGGCGGUUCCGGAGGAAUCCAAAUGCCACGGCUAGGGUCACCGGCCGGAUCCAGUAUACACUCCAACAAGGAUCACGACCUGCACGGUCCACCUGGUCUCAACCCGAGCUCCCAUCCGAGCACUUCCUCCGCCGGCGGCAACAUCAACAGCAACGCCACCGCAAUCAGUAACCGUUCCGAAUCGUCACGCAGCAGCAGUGGCAGCAAUCAUUCGUCCAGCGCCAACCACCACCAGCACCCGUUGGCGCACCUGAACAGCGGUAGCCUCAGCAUAACCCGCCUCGGUUCACCGGCCUCGGCGCACGACCUGCGCAUGACGACCCCACCGACGGAGGAGAGCCCCCUGGCGUCGCCCAUGGGAAUGGCCCUGGAACCAGCCGUCAAUUUGGCCAUUGGCGGAGGUGGCGCCACCGGUGCCGGCGGCCAAUCUUCCGACCACCUCGGAAUGCCGCCGUACGGCGGUGGUAGUAAAUCUUCGUCCCGCGCUGGGUACUCUUCCUCGUCGUCGCCUCCACGGCCGGAGCAUCUCUUCCAGGACCAGGACAUUGCCGAACUGGUGGCCAACACUAGGGCGGCGGCAGCAGCGGCUGGCGUCGGUGGGGCUGGUAAGGAUCACGGUAGGCCGGUGGCGUCGGCUAUUAAGGUCGAACCGAUGACCGAAUGUCGUGGGGAUUAGGCGGUGGGAAGGGGUGGGGUAAUUUGGGUUUAAGGGGGGUGAGUUAAGUAGGAUUUUGUUAGUUUCUCAGUUGAGGGAUUUUUUUUAGUCUAAUUCGUGUAAAUCUUCUAGGUUUAGUAUUAUUUUUUUUUUUUGUUUUUAUUCUGUACGAUUCAGCCGCUUUGGUUGGAUUCCUUCAAGCUUUCUAAUUCAGUUGAAGUAGGAGAGAUGAUUUCACACAUGUUAUAUUUUGCAAUAUGUGAUAUAUUUAACUUUACAGUGUAGGAAGGGCGACCUCCGUUUCUAUAAGAGGCUAGCGAUAGCGGAUAGAGGUUUAACGUUUCAGUGGAAGGGUUACUAUUUAUUAUUUCCAAUACUGGGACGGGAGAUGUGGUAAAGAAGAUUGAGGAUAGAACUGUAAUAAUUUUCCAACCGUACUAAACGAUAACGCGGAGAAAAAGCGUUAACUAAGGUGUUCAAGAACGACACUAAUAACUAUGAAACGUGCAAUAAGUGAAUAAAAAUGGAAUUUGAACAAUGAAGCGUGGAAGUAAAGAAAUACGUGGUGUGAAAUACGUGUAGACGUUAGGUUUGAAUGUGCAAAAGGAAGAUCACUGAUAAUAAUGGAAAUCAUAAGGGUUGGGCGUACCUCGAAAGCUUGAAACACCGUUUGCAGGUCUUAAUGCAAUCUACUAGUCUUCCAUACCUUGUGCAUAAGUGGAUAUAGCCACCAUCCUUGAGUCGUUUUCUACUUGCAGAAUGAACUAGACUGCGGGUAGUGGAAAUACUGGGUCCAUAACCUUAAAGAUUUUCUUUCAAAACUGCUGUGCUGUGGACGUGAUGGUUAGUUUCCAGAGGAAUUGUCCGGAAGUGAAAAUGAAGCACAUGCUAUGUGAAAAGAUGCAAGGUGUUUUCACGAGAAGGUGAGAUUGAUCCAAGAGUUCCUUCAAAAGGUCCUUCGAGGGACCAGGAGUUCCUAUUGGGAUUAUACUUUUUGAGAUGUUCUAGAGUUCUUCCUGGGGUCCCUUCUUUUGAUAUUUCACCUGUGUGGGAUUCUCCUUUUAAGAGUUCUUCUUUCCGGGAUUCCCCCAAGAGAUCCGUGUGAGAUUCCUACAAUAGUUUCAUCUAAAUUCUUCGAGAAGUUUCUUCUAAGAUUCCUACCGAAGUUCCUUCAAGGAUUCCUCAAGGAGGCUCUUCUGGUGUUCAUCUUUUUGAGGAUUUCUCAUUCUGAGAUUCCUCCAGAAGCCUUUUCUGAGCUCCUCCAAAUGCUCCCUUUGGGAUUUUCUCUUGAGAUUGCAACCCCAAGCAGCACGCAUGUCACAAAAUGUGUGUUUUGGUAGGAUACGAGUCAUUUUCUAGUUAUUCUGCCUUUUGGUUAGAAUUACAUGAAUGUAGCUCCUGCGCUGAUGACACUCCCCUGUGACAUGUGUGCUGCUUGGGAAAUGAGUUUCAUCUAGUAUUCCUGCAGGAAUUUCACCCGGGAUUUCUCCAGAAAUUUCUGGAAUGCUUCAGCAAUUCUUCUAGGAUUUCCCUAGGAAUCCUUUGUGGGAUUCAUCCAGACAAUCCUUUCCAGAUUCCUUCAAGAACUUUUUUCGGGAUUCCAAAAAAAAUAGGAAUCCUUUAGGAACUCUUUUCGGGCUUCCUCCAGAAAUUUCUUCCGAAAUCCCUUCAGCUGCACUCCUUUAUUAACACUUUCCAGGAUAUAUCCAAGAAUUCCUUCAGGGAUAUCUUCUUUAUCUUUUUUCAGGAUUCAUCCAGCAACUAUUUCCCGGAGUUCUCGAGGAGUUUCUUGUGAAAACCCUUUAGAUCUUUCUGAAAUUCUCUCAGAUGUUUUUAUUUGAUACCCUCUAGUGUUUUACGGAAUUUCUUAAGAAUUUACUAUAAAGGGUCCGUUUGAAACUCUUACAGAAGCUCCUGGGCGAGAUCUUAAACAAUUUCUGAAGACAUUCCUUCCGCAGUUCUGUUUCUUUUAGGAUUAAAUUUAUCCAGGAAUUCCUUCUAGAGAUCCCAGAAAAAAAAUCUGCAAUUUUUACGAAAGGACUGGAGGGAGAAACUCCUAGUUGAAUCCCUGGAGGAACUUUUCUUUAGAAAUCUUAGAAGGUGUUCCUGGAGGAAUCAUCUCGGAUAGAAUUCCUAAAGGAGUCUUUGGGAGAACUUCUGUAGGAAAAAAGAAGAAAUUCACUGAGGAAUCUCAGAAAGAACUCCAGGAGGAAUGCAAGAAGAAGUUCUGAAAAAAAUCAGAAGAAAUUCCUGGAGGAAUACAAGGAACAGACAUAUUCACAGAUAUUUUCAUCUAGUGACUGUAGCAAAUCAAAGUUUCUCUCUGGACAUCAGCUGCACUUUGAACACAUUAAAUACGAAACCGGCGAAAAUUCCGUUUUCACUCGUAGCCACAGCUACUUCUCCUUAAGCUGCUGCCAAUGGAAGUUCUGAGUUGGUGCAAUUCGUCACCCGAAAUGUCUGAGUAGCAUCUGAAAUAAUCUCAAGUGGCCAUCAGUCGUAGAAAGAACGACGAUAAGAUUUGCAUUGCUGCAAUAUUUACUCGAAUUGGGUUCAAUAAUAAAUCAAAAUAAAAAUAAACGUAGAGUUCCCAAAGUUCAAUUCACAAUGCAGAAUACGGUAACUAGUUUGCCGAAGUAGCACGUUACCUCGGUGUUUGGCCAACAGUGUUUGUUGUAUGACCGGGUAUCAAAGAGCUGCCAUAUUUCAUGGUGGCACCCUGGGAGGAACACCCAGAACCAUAUUUAAACUAAGGACAUUCUUCAUUUUCAGUGAAUCAAGAGACGCUUAGGAACGCAGACUUUUCCUCUCAUAGAGCCACCAUGAAAUAAGGCGACCCUUAGAUUUGGAGUUUCUAGAGAAUAUCGAAACAAUUGUAUAUGCUACGUCUGCAUGAAAACUGGGUUGAAAUCCUAUACUUUUCAAAAAACAUUCAGGCAGCUCAAGGCCGUGCACAGAGGGAAGUUUAGGGCAUUUAACCCGACGGAGGCAACUAUUUAAAAUUCAUAUGUUAUAAUUAUGUGAGAAAAGCUUGAUUGAUUAAUUGAAUAAAUCGAUCUAUGGAUUUUUUUUUUCAGGAACUUCUGAAGGAUUCCCAGAAGGCACUUCUGGAGGAUUCUCAGAGAAACUCUUGAAGGAAUCCUAACCAAAUAUUCCGGAAAAUUCUCACAAGGAACUGGAAGGUUUUAACAAGAAGCUCGUGGAGGAUUUUCAGAACUAUCUUCGGGAUCUUCUAUAAGGAACACCAGGAAGGCUCCCAGUAGCAACAUCUGAAGGAUAAUCAGAAGAAACUUGGAAGAAACGCAACAAGAUUGUGGAGAAAUUCAUCCAGGAGUUUCUUGUGAAAAUCCUUAUGAUGCUUCUGGAGUUCCUUCGGAAGUUCACUCUGAAACUCUCUCAGAUGUUCUUAAUUGAAACCCUCUAGUGUUUUACGAAAUUCCAGUCGCAUGUUUAAUGGAAUUUCUUAUGGGUCCUAGUCUCAAGAGUCGGUAUGAAAUUCUUCCAAGAGUUUCUUCUAAAAUUCUUAAGGAGAUCCUGGACGAAUUCUUCAACAAUUUCUUAAGAGAUUCCAUCAGCUAAUGUUGCUUUUAGGAUUAAUUUCUCCAGGAACUGCUGCUGGAUAUUCCAGAAACUACAAAUUAAUUCCCAGGAGGAACUUUUCUUCAUUCAGUCAUCAGCAAUCAUCAAUUAUUCAAAACCAGUUUUCUUGCUCUAACUCACAAAACAAUAAUUGAACAUGGUUUCACUGUUAUUGGUGAGUAUAAAUUUGAGUCAUAAAUUUUCAUUAACAUUGGCUGAGAUUUCAGCAAGAUCAUUGCUUUUGAGUAUUUGGUAAACGAUGAUGGUUUGUUUCCUUUAAAAAAUCUUAGUAGUUACUUCUUGAAAAUCAUAGAAAAAACUAUAGGAUCAAUCAUAGAAGGCGCUCCUGGAAGAAUCAUCUCGGAUAGAAUUCCUAAAGGAGUUUAAAAAUGAACUCUAGGAUGAGUUUCAGAAGAACCUUCUGUAGGAAAAGCAGAAGGAAUUUACUGAUGAAUCCCAGAAAGAACUCGUAGCGGAAUUCAGGAAAAAGUUCUGGAAAAAAAUCAGAAGGAAUUCCUGGAGGAAUACAAGCAGCAGGCAUAUUCACAGGUAUUUUCAUUUACUGACUGUAGUCUACUCAGUAGCAAAUCAGAGUUUCUCUCUGAACAUCAGCUGCACUUUCUCCGAACGUACCUUAACUUGUCUCAUAAUAGCAUAGCAACGUGUAGUACAGUUGAUUACCAUCAACUCUGCUCAUAUGACUUUUUUUCAUUGCGUACUCCGCUUUUGACAAUAGCGGAAUUGUUCGAAUGCCACUGCCCUAACCUACCAAAAUUUAGUUUAUACUCCCAGUCGUAGUGGCUUCUCCUUAAGCUACCGCCAAUAAAAGUUUUGAGUUUGUGCAAUUCGUCACACGAAAUCCCUGAAUAGCAUCUGGAAUCAAUUUAAGUGGCUAAUGACCGGGAUAAGCUGUCGUAUUUCAAGGGGGCUGCCUGGGAUGAACAUCUAGAACCUCAACAAAACUAAAGUUUUACUUCAUGUCCAGUGGAUCGAGAGCAGGGAUGCCAUAUAUACAGAUUUAUCUGUAUUAUACAGAUUUUUGAGCAUCUGUACAGAUUGCAUUUAUAUGAAAUACAGAUUUUCCAUUUGUAUAGGAUACAGAUUUUUUACCUAAAUUUUGUAUGGGAUACAGAUUUUUGAACGAGUGAUACAGAAAAUCCUCUGGCAUCGUUGAUCGAGAGAAGCUCAGAAGCGCUGAGUUUUCCUCUCAUGGAGCCACCAUAAAAUAAGCUGGGCGCCCUUUGAUUUAGAGUUUCCAUAAAAUAUCAAAACAAUUGUAUAUGUUGAAUCUACAUGUAAGGUUGGUUUAAAUCCUACUUUCCAUAAUGCAUUCAGGCUACUAUUUAGAGUCAAUAGUUAUGUGAGAGGCUUGAUUGAUUGAUUAAUUCGAUCUGGGGACAUUUUCAGAAAAUUCUGAAGGAUUCCAAGAAGGAACUAUCACAGGAUUCCCAACUAACAAUCACUCAUUUUACAAGCACCUUUACGACGAAUUGAUUCAGCAUGAUGCUGAAUAACAUUUGGAUAAUUUUCAGGCACAACCUUUGUUCGGGUUUUGUUCACACAAAUUUGGAGAAACUAUAAAGCAUAGUGUUCUGUACCAACUGAACUGUUUGUUGUUUAAUCGUUUUACAAUUAUAUAGUAAAGCUGUUAUUCAGCUUAAGCAAAAAUGAUUAAAAAUUAAAAAACAUGCAAAAAUGUUCAAUUUCCACGGGAGUUUAUGACUGGAACUCAAUGCUGUGAACAAAUAUUGUGAAAUAGUAGCUACACAUAAAUUUACCUAAAUCCAGAUUUGAACUCGAGACCCGUCGAUUGCCAGCCGCAUGCCUUCCUAUCUGCGCCAUCCUAGAGAUGGUGAAUUGCAGCGCUCAAACCAAAACAUAAACUUCACGUGGUUUAAUAAUGAUCAGACUACGGCUCCUAUUCAGCAGUGGUGAAUUAGCACAACAUUAUGGUUAACGACUGAACAACAGAUUAAUUCAGCUGUUGUUCAGUAAAAAACACGUGUUUUUCAUCAUGUACUCUGAGUCGAAGUAUGAUGAAACGAAAGCGCUUAUGUGACUUGUGAAAAACACAUUAUACAGAUUCAUGUCCUAAUUUUUACAUGAACUUAACAAGAAGCAGAAAAAAGUCUUGUUAAGCUAUGCUGUAAAGGAAUUACUGCGAGUCGAAUAAAAAUCUUAUUAAACGUUUGAAAAGUGUUUUAAAUUAUCAUUGUUAUUACCAAUACGAAAAGUUGAACAUUGGCUACUUUUUCUAAUGAAAAAGCAUUUGUACAGUAAUGUGUACAGCAUAAUUUUAGUUCAGCUAAAAUUACUAUUAUAAAGCAACAAUUCAGCAUGCAUGCUUGUUUACGGCUGGCAAUUGUUAGUUGGGUUCUCAGAAGAAACUUUUGAAGGAACUCUUGGGAGAAUUUCCAGAACUAUCUGCUUAAGAUUUUUCUAAAGAACGCCAGGAAGGCUCCCAGUAGGAACUUCUGGCGAGUUUUCGGAAGAAACUGCUAAAGAAUUUGUAGAAGGUACUGCACCAGUAUUUCCAGAAGAAGUUCAUGUAAUAUUCCUAAGUAGAAGAAAUCUAUGGAGUAUUCCCAGAGGGAACACUUGGAAUAAACGCAACAAGAUCGUGGAGAAAUUCCAAAGACGAUUAUAAAGGGAAUCCAACAACAGCUCUCGAAAGUAUUCAAGGUAGAAGUUCCAGAAGGAACUGCUGCUCAAGUACCAAAAUAAACACCUGUAAGAAAUUCUUGGACGAGUCUCAGAAGGGUUCCCAGGAAGAAACCAAGAAGGAUGAUCCCCCAAUUUGUGGAUGAAUAUCAGAAAAAAACCACAUAGGAAGUACUGGAUAAAACCUCGGAGGAACUCCUGUAGAAAUUUCAGCAGCAGGAACAUCUUGGUGAGUCUCAGAAGAAACUCUUGGAAGAAUUUCAAGAGGAUCUCUUCCUUCAAACCCACCAUGAGUUCCUCAAUGGUUUCCGAUUCCGGGAGCUCCUGAAGGAGUUCUCAUAAGAAACUUCAGCAUAUGGAUUUAUAUCAGCCCAACUAACAAUUGCAAGUCACAAACAAGCAAGCUUGCUGAAUUGUUGCUUAAUAAUGGUAAUGAUAGCUGAACUAAAAUUAUGCUCUACACAUUACUGUUUAAAUGAUUUUUCAAUUGAGAAAGGAGUCAAUGUUCGACUUCCUCAUUGGUAUCAACAAUGAUAAAUUAAAACACUUUUCAAAAGUUUAACAAAUAUUUUAUUCGACAAGCAUUGAUUCCUUAAUAAAAGAGUUUAACAAAACAUUUGUCUGCAUCUUAUUAAGCUGAUGUAUCGAUAAGCAUAUGCUCUUGAACAAUGUGCUUUUUACUUGUCAAAUAAACGCCUUCAGCCCGUCAUAGUUUGACUCGGAACUUUGUUUGGAUUAUGGGAUAAAUCAUGGCUAAAACGGUUUAGACAACCAAAUUAUUGAAUAAUCAAUAUUUUAAACGAAUCACAUAAAACAGAAUAGAAUUAUGUAGUUUAACAUUGAGUGCCAAGAGACGUAAUCAACGUUAAAAUGAGGCAUUUAUUUAUUAUUAUUAGUCUGUAACAAGAUAUCUUGUACCUUGAUUAUUAUAUUUUUUUAUCUUCCGCAGCCGUUAGAUUGUACGAGACGCUUGGAUCGAUGCAUUUGACAUUUCGUUACUGUCGUGUUGACUGAAUAUUGUUCCCACAGUCACCUAAAUAACCAAACAGCAUUCAGAAAUCGACACAUUCAAAGUAUCCCUCAACAUCCUUAUGCACUAUUUAUUGAACGUAAUAUCAAGAUUCCAUGACAAAAUCAUAAAUAAAAAAAAUGCUUAACGGAUCUUCGACUGAGCAUGAGUAGAUUACCUGAACAGAUGCUAUGAAUGCACCAUGUCCAAGACCAUACCGCGCCACAUAUUGUCAUACAUUUUUAAAGAUCAAUAUUUAACCAUAAAAAUAGAAACAUAUUCAUAUCGCAAUUAGUACGUCUGGAAACAAUAUCUUCAAUAAGGACCAACACUUUUUGGCCGCAUUCGAUACAAUGCGAUAAAAUACUGACAGCGAAAUCAGAAUGGAAAACACGUGUUUUUGGCUGAACAGUGUUGAAGUAUAAGGCGUUGUUCAGUUGAUUACCACGUGCUGUGAUAAUUCACCACUUCAGACUCUAGUUUAAUUUAAAAAUAGGCCUAUCUGUCCGAAGAUAAGCACAGUAGUAGAAUUAAAAGGAAUUUGCUCGUCCUUUCUAGUUUUUCUUUAAAAGAGUUAUUCAUUUUUUAUUUUCUUUUGCAAAAGUAAAGUAUUAGUGAAGUGUUUUUAAAUUAAACUAGAGUCUGAAGUAACAAGUUCUACUAAAAGCUCUAAAGUAAUAGUAAAGUGAAGAUGGCAACCAAGCCAAAGUCAGAGCCGAAUAAGUUCAUCGAGUUGAAGAAGACCAUCGCAGGAUUACACAAGGAUAUCGCGUUUCUCAAGAAGUGUAUAGAGUACAGGCUUACUCCCGUAAGUCACAAGGUAAAAGUUAAAACAGCCACAAACCCCAACAUAGUAAAGACACUUGAACAAACACUCAUCAAAGAAAGCAUCAAAAAACUACACAGCAAGAUCAACAUGAAAACUUUGGAAUGUUAUUCUCUCCAUUUAAAGUUAGCGAAAGAUUAUCCUGAAUCUUUCCCUAAUUUUCUAACAAAAGUAAAAGUUGCAGAAUUUUGUGAAUCAGAAAGAAAAAGGAAAUUACUAGAUAAAAAACUUAAAGCAUUAAAGAUGCAAAAUCCGAAGUUUACAUGUUCUUCUACACAACCACAAAACACAACACAAGAACUAACUGGGUUAGUUGUCAAUCGCUCUUCCGAACAGUUUACGGAAGAACAGUUGACCCUUCUCAACAAAGGUCUUAACUACGCAGUACACUCUAAACCAGAUUCAACACAAACCAUAAUCGACAUUGAAACAGCUAUCAACACGAACAAUUUACAGACACCACAGAUUCAAGAAAUCAGAACACAAACAGGUAACACUAUUCAAAACACACAACAAAACAAAUUGAACAAAGAACACCUGAAAGAACAACGAAUAAUCAAAGAACUUAACCAGAAACCAGUUUUCUAUCUGAAAGCUGACAAAGGAAACAAAACAGUAAUCAUGAACAAAGAGGACUAUGAUGAAAUAAUGAAUAACAAGAUUCAAAAUGGACCUUACCGAAAACAACGUACUGAUCCUCUUCCAGGAUUAGUAAGACGUGUUGACAAAACUCUCAAAGAGUCUACACCAGUUUUAGGAAGCGUCAUUAAAAGCCUGAAAGAAUCUAACCCUUCAUUGCCAAGAAUAAAAGGACUUCCCAAAGUUCAUAAACCUGGAAAUGAAAUGCGUGAGAUUGUUUCAGCCAUUGGUUCACCUACACACAAAAUUGCCAAAUAUUUAGUACAAGAAUUCCAAAACAUGCCUAAAAAAUUUCACAGUAGAUCUGUCAAGAAUUCCGAACAAUUCACAGAACUAGUACAGAAUUUAUCCGUUAACGACGAUGAAAUUUUAGUUUCAUUCGACGUUAAAUCACUAUUUCCAAGCAUUCCAGUUAAAGAGGCCAUUAACCUACUAGAAGAUUGGCUUCUGAACCAGUAUGAAGAUUCAAAUUCAGAUUGGAUUAAGAAAGUUCGUACAUACAUCAAAUUAACCAAACUUUGUAUGGAAGAAAAUUAUUUUUCGUUCAGAAAUGAAACCUACAAACAACUUAAUGGUGCCCCCAUGGGCAAUCCACUUUCUCCAUUUUUAAGUGAAAUUUUUAUGGCAAAUUUGGAAAAACGCUUAGAAAACAACAAACAGCUUCCUGAAGUCUGGUGGAGAUACGUUGACGACGUGUUUAGCAUUGUUAAGAAACAUCUUUUACCUGAAAUCUUGAACAAUAUCAAUAAUGCACACAAAAACAUCGAAUUCACUUGUGAAAUUGAACAGAACAACCAACUACCAUUUUUGGACAUACUCAUCGUAAAACAAGAAUCAACACUUUCCUUCGAAAUUUACAGAAAACCGACACACACUCAACGCACUAUUCCAAAUUCAUCAAAUCACUCACAUCAACACAAAAUUGCAUCCUUCAAUCACAUGAUACACCGAAUGCAGACACUUCCACUUAGUGAAACAGGAAAAACGAAAGAACUUAAUUACAUUUUCGAAACAGCACAGUUGAACGGUUACACAAAACAAACAAUACAACAGAUCAUCAACAAAAAGACACAACAACAAUACAGACGUUCUUUGACUACACUGACACGGACAGAACCUACACUUAAACGGAUAACUGUGAACUACAACAAUGACACCAAAAAACUCCGACCUAUUCUCAGAAAGUUUGGUUUUGAAUUAGUUUUCACAAGCAAAGCUAACCAACUUCAAACUCUCUUAGGAUCUACGAAAGACCCGUUGGACAACUUAACAAAAUCUGGUGUUUACAAAGUAACAUGUAAUCACUGUGACAAAAUAUACAUAGGACAAACAAAACGCACACUCAACACACGAUUCAAAGAACACAUAACGGAAGUAUCAAAAGCACACAAAGACACAGACAAGGGACUCAUUCAUCAUUUUAAAUCUAAAGUUGCUGAACAUAUUUUCAAUGAAGGACAUUUUAUGAAUACUUCAAAUAUUAAACUCUUACGACACAUUACAAACCCAUGGAAACUUGAUGUUGUAGAAAGUUUAGAAAUUUACAAACAAAACAAUAAAAAACUACUUAACAAGGAUCAGGGCAAUGGGUACACGUGGCUGUUUAAAUUUUUACCUAACACACACAAAACAUUACACAAUACACAAAACACAAAUUGACUACCUACCAAAUCGGCAGGAAAAAAUAACACAACAAACACCAAUUGACUACCUACCAAAUCGGUAGGAAUUUUCCUAGCUUUAGGUAUCUUAUUGACACCCUGUUUUCUAACAGGCAGAUACACCCCCUUUUUUACAAAUAUGUACCUACAAUUUUGUACCUACAUUUUUAUACCUACACUUUUACCCACACACGUACCUACACAUACACUCCUAGUAUAAAUACCACAACGAAUGCGAGGUUUUCUUCAGUCGAGCACUUGACACUGAAGAAGUCUGUAAGUCACAGACGAAAUAGGCCUAUCUGUCCGAAGAUAAGCACAGUAGUAGAAUUAAAAGGAAUUUGCUCGUCCUUUCUAGUUUUUCUUUAAAAGAGUUAUUCAUUUUUUAUUUUCUUUUGCAAAAGUAAAGUAUUAGUGAAGUGUUUUUAAAUUAAACUAGAGUCUGAAGUAACAAGUUCUACUAAAAGCUCUAAAGUAAUAGUAAAAUUCACCACUGCUGAACACAAGUUCAGGAGUGAUCAUUAUUGAGUCAUGGGAAGAUUAUAUUUUGCUUUGGGUGCUGCAUCUCACCAUCUCUAGGAUGGCGCAGAUAGGAAGGCAUGCGGCUGGCAAUCGACAGGUCUCGAGUUCUAAUCCGGAUUUAGGUAAUUUUAUAUGUAAUUCUUAUUUCAUAAUAGGUGUUCCCAACAUGAGAGCAAAUAAUUACUCUCGUGAGAGUUUAACAUUUUUGCAUUUUAUUUAUUUUCAGUCAUUUUAGCCAAAGCUGAAUAACAACUUUCCUGUACAUUUGUAAAACGCUUUGAACAACAAAAAAUAAGUUGGUGCACAACAUGAUGCUUUAUAACUUCUCCAAAUUUGUGUGAAUAAAACCCGAACAUAGGUUGUACGUGAAAAUAAUUCAAAUGUUAUUCAACAUUAUGCAGAAUUAAUUCGUCAUAAUGGUGCCUGUUAAAUAAGUGAUUGUUAGUUGGGAGAAGCAGCUCCUGAAGAAAUCCCAUAAAUUUACUAGCAAACUUCCCAUUGAAUUCCAAGAGAAAACCAAGUGGAACGUGGUGAAAAUGUUUUGUCAGCGUCAGUUGAAAAACCAUAAAUGUAAACUCUGAACCAGAAUGUCCUGAUAAAACAGUUUAGUUUGGGCUGAAAGUCACUAUAAUAAAGUAAUAAUAAUGCGAUUAAAAACAUAGCUGUUCCAAAAACAUGAAAGGCCUGAAGCUAUUACAUGGUAAACGAUUAUUUUGAAAACUCGUUUUCGCUCUUGUUGUACAUUCGCUAACUACCAAGCACAGUGUGAUUAGUAUUAGGUGAUUCCCUCCUAUGACGAUGGACAUAUCUGCAAUGGUACACUGGGUCUUCGAAUUAUAUCUAUUUGCCUUAUGCCCUAUAGGUUUCACAUUAAGUUGUACUUCAUUUCUAGUGGUUCGAGAAGCAUUCAGAAGCACUCCGUGUUCCUCCCAUGGAGCCACCACAGAGAAACAAACGUCACACUCUACUCUCACUUCUUCAACCCCCUUUCCAAACGUGGUUUCCCAUAUUUGGUGCUCACAUAUCGCUUUUGCUUCUGUUUGAAGUUUGCUCACUACCGCCAUCUAGUUGUUGCUCGGUCAAGCACAGUAUAAUUAGUUUUGGGCGGUUACGUUUUUGUGACGAUGUAUUAAACUGGAAUGCGUUCCUAGAACUCUUGGACCGUCUGUUCCUCUGUGGAGCCACCAUGCAAUAUGGCGACCCUUAUAUCUGGAGUUUCCGGGGGUACCGAUACAUAUGCAUAAAAAACUGGUUCAAAAACAAUGUUUGUAAUGCUCAGUGCUCUGGAAUAAUUUUAAAAAUCAAUUCAAAGUGACUAUGUAAGCGAUUCAAUUCCAUACCAGAGCUGGCAAGCAGUCAUGAAUUUGUCAUUAGAAUGUAUUAAUAUAAAAAAAAGCCUUUCCAAAAUUGAUUUUAAGAUAUAAUUUUUUUUUUAUUGGAAAAUACGGCUGAUACAUUUCAGACGAUUCUCGACAAACCAUUUAUAUUAUGCUCAAAUCCUUAAGGUUUCCAUUAUUAUACAGAUGAAAUUUUGCAAAUUGUUAAAAAACACACUUCCUGAAAACGAACGACGCAAGCACUUUGAAAACAUAACACAUUCAAACUCAAGAAAACAUUAAUGUACAAAGCAAAAACAUUUUAUGACUUGUCGCGUGAGAACAAAAAACUCACUCCGCAGCAGCUAAGCUUGCGAAUGAUAGGAAUAAACAAGCGCGACAUAGAGUUGAGACAAAAAAAAAACAUACAUAUAUUUAAUGAAAUUGCCUUCUUGUCAUGUGGAAACACAACCUCCAUAAGUAAAAUUUAUAUAGUCGAAAACAAAACAAAAAAUGAAUCAACAUUUUUAGGCAAAAAAUCUAAACAAAAUUUUUAAAACCGUUAGCGAAAAAUACAACGUUUGGCCAAGAGUGUAUUUUUCCGGAGAAACCAAGCGUAAUGCGUCUUUUGUGUUAGCGAUUGUUGACGACUUUUUCGAUUGUUCCGUUUGACUAUCAUUUUUAUUGUGAGAUCAUCAGUUUAUGUCCCUGAAGAACAAAGAGAGGUGCAUCGUCCAUCCAGCUCAAACAUUUCGGCACUAAACCAAGCAUGUGUCUGACACAAGAGGAGAGAACGAGAGAAAAAAAGGCAAAAGGGCUACGAGACACUUAUAUUUUUCUAACACCGGUUAACUACACAAAACGUUUCGGACAUGAUACAACAAAUUUCGGCGAAAAGUAACAAAUUCAGUUGAAUUAAAUAAUUUUAGGCAAAGAAAAACUUUUAGACUAGCAAAAACAAAAAAAGAUAAAAUCAUUGUAACGUUUCGGCCAAUGUGUUCAAAAAAUGAGAAGCAAAAUUUAAAGGAUACAAAAAGAGAAUAAAGAAAAUAUAUUUAAAUUAAAUUAAAAGAAAACAAAAAUUUAGAGAAAAAGUGCCUUCCACCCCUUUUUAUGAGAAGAAAUUUAAUAUAUAAAUUACUUUUAAAAAACGACGAAAAGAACAGAGCGAACCGAUAGAGACAACAAAACAAAAAAAGUCAAGGAGACAUGCAUAAACUGUUUUUAAAACUUUGAAAGAAACUUUCGGAAAUUUGAACGUUUUGCAACGUUGUUGUUUUUCUAAUUUUUAUAUUUUGAUCGAGUGACGGCAACUGGCAAAGAACUUGUCAUGUACCUUGUUUAUUCUGUUUUUAUUGGAGGAAAAAGAUUAUUUUCAAGAUGAGAGGUUGUGUCAUUUCAAAACUAUUUUUUCUAUGUGUGCACUGUGUAAUCAAAUGACAGGAAAGAGCUGCUAUCAAUGAAAACCACAAAAUGCUUUCACAUCACACAAAACAAAAACAUCCUCGAAUCGAUGCGGAAUAAAUUGUAAAUGCACCUGCAAGUCCACUAUGAACAAACAAUACAAUGAAAUAACCCAGCGCAAGACAAACACAGCAACAAGCUUACAACAUUCUCUCAACUCACUUUGAUCAACAAACAACCGAAAUAAAUAGAUAUCAACAAAAGAAGAAAAAAAAAACAAAUAUUGAUGUACUAUAGCAUAAAAUACAAAACUAAAACUGACAUACUGCAAAUGGAAAUAUUCACCGAAUCCGAAAAUCAACUCAUAGUAGUGACCGCAAACCAGAGCAGCGCCGAGAUUCAUGGUAUUAUACAUUCUUCAGGAAACAUUAUUUAAUACUACUAAUUGGAAACGAACGAUAAACAUUAAAGCAAAAGUUAUUCAACUGAGUCUAUGAUUGUGUAAGAUAUGAAGCAUGCAAAGAAAAGUGAGUAAAAUGUAUUAAUGCAGAGCGCAAGUAUGCGUUUUUAACCACGAGUACAGAA
Aedes albopictus (Asian tiger mosquito) is the source of this 18644-nucleotide messenger RNA. Its product is annotated as protein bric-a-brac 1-like. Gene Ontology annotation, biological process: regulation of transcription by RNA polymerase II. Gene Ontology annotation, cellular component: nucleus. NCBI's taxonomy places the organism in Eukaryota, Metazoa, Arthropoda, Insecta, Diptera, Culicidae. Gene Ontology annotation, molecular function: protein binding; DNA binding. The transcript is spliced from 6 exons. The record is from RefSeq and is a predicted model, not a curated record. The coding region runs from base 1707 to 4463 and encodes 918 amino acids.